UUUAUCUCAUUUUUAUCUUAGUAGCGGAAGAGUAAUAUGAUGCAAUUAAUUAUUGUACGUUUCAUCUUGCAUGUCCAUUUCAAAUCUUAUUCAUACUUUUCGUAAGCUUAAUUUGUCGUUCGAUGUGAACGCAGUCAAAUUAAACUUGUUGCGCAUUAUUUUCGUCACGUAGAAAUCUCAUAUGAUGUGACUUAGUUCGGUAACUGAAAGUAUAAUGAAUAUAUUUCGUCUCACGGGUGAUCUUUUGCAUUUAUUUGCAAUUGUCGGGCUUCUUUAUAAAAUAUGGAAAACAGGAAACUGUAGCGGUAUCAGCGGCAAAACACAACUUUUGUUUGCAAUCAUCUACACAGUCCGUUAUGUAGAUCUGAUAACAAGUUAUAUAUCAGUAUAUAACUCUUCUCUUAAAAUUAUUUUCAUUACAAUCUCAUAUGUAACAGUGUAUUUGAUAUAUGUACGAUUACAAUCAACAUAUGAACAUACUCGGGAUACAUUUAGAAUCGAACUUCUAAUUUUAGGUGCAAUGAUAUUGGCAAUAUUCAUUAACCAUGAAUUCACAGUUAUGGAAGUAUUAUGGUCAUUCAGCAUUUAUCUGGAAGCUGUAGCAAUGUUGCCACAAUUAUUUUUUGUAGCAAAAGCAGGAGAAAAAAAACGCACCAUGAAUUAUUAUGUUUUUGCUAUGGCAACUUAUAAAGGAUUUUAUAUUUUAAACUGGAUUUAUCGAUACUAUACACAAGACUUCUAUGAUUUUAUUGCUGUAGGUGCGGGCAUAGUACAUGUGUUUGUUUACUUUAGCUACUUCUGCAUCCCGAUAUAUAAGAAGGAGAGUGAUCUGUCCUAUAAUGCAGAAAAGACACCAGUUCCAACUAUGCAAUCUCCUACUCCACAAUACAUUUCUAAUUGUCUCCUGGCAGAAACAAAAGAUGAGUUUCCUAAAAUACAUAAAGGGACCAAACAAGAAAAAUCUGAUUUGGCCAACUCAGUAUAGCAUUGCAUACUGUAAUGCAUUAUGUUUCAAUUGCUCAUUUGAGAACAAUGCAUCAGCUUCUUCUCUACGAUUUACAACAUACAGCGAUCAAUGGCGAAAAAUACUUAAAUAAGAAUGGCAGUUACAGCACAAGAGAUAUAAUUUUGCCAUACGAAAAAUGAAAAUUGAGAACAUAAAGUAUACUAUACAGAUAAAAAUAUAUCAUUUAUAUUUUCUUUAAAAAUGUAAUUAUAUCUUUCAGCUUGUAUAACAAAGAAAACAUUGAAUUAAAUCUUAUACUUUUAUA
Hylaeus anthracinus is the source of this 1271-nucleotide messenger RNA. RefSeq names its product ER lumen protein-retaining receptor-like. Gene Ontology annotation, biological process: endoplasmic reticulum to Golgi vesicle-mediated transport; protein retention in ER lumen. Gene Ontology annotation, molecular function: ER lumen protein retrieval receptor activity. The record is from RefSeq and is a predicted model, not a curated record. The transcript has 4 exons. Gene Ontology annotation, cellular component: cis-Golgi network; endoplasmic reticulum; membrane. Bases 215 to 985 code for a protein of 256 amino acids. NCBI's taxonomy places the organism in Eukaryota, Metazoa, Arthropoda, Insecta, Hymenoptera, Colletidae.